GGUCAUGGUGCUUAUCUAUUGGAACAAGAUGAAAAGUCGAACGAUAUAUUUGUGGUGAAUGUUGGCGCACUGUUACCAAAGAAACAGUGUCAGAUUGAUAUACGAUAUGUAACAGAAUUGGAAUUAGCCAAUGGUGGAAAGAAAAUUCAAUUUGUUUUACCAACAAGAAUCGCACCACGGUAA
Didymodactylos carnosus is the source of this 183-nucleotide messenger RNA. NCBI's taxonomy places the organism in Eukaryota, Metazoa, Rotifera, Eurotatoria, Philodinida, Philodinidae. The record is from the annotation of a GenBank genome assembly.